AUGUCCAAGAACUAUCCAAAGUCCAGCACUGAAGAACCUUUUACUACCACAAAAACAUUCUCUUCUAAUUUUCCAGGAAUUUCUUGGGUCAACGGUUCUAAAUCAACGGCUUCUGGUCAUACAACAUCAUCUGUUUCAACAUCAUCUACACCCACUGCUACUUUAACAACCGUUAACAGUGUGAAGUCAACAGAAACAUCACUCUUCCUUGACACCAAGGAAACUGUGGUGCCAAAAAUGUCAGCAAAGACUGUUCCAUCCACAUAUUCCGUUUCAACAAGUAAAGAUGUAAUUACUGUUCCUACAAGACCUUCCACCACAGAUCAAAUAUCACACAGUUCUAAAUCUACAUCUUCAUAUUCAUUUAUUCCCUCUACUGUUUCAUCUCUUUCAAAAGAGUUAUCUACAGCCACAGCUGAUAUGGAAUUUGCAGCUACAUCAUUGUCUACAGAUUUUAAAGAAUCUAUCAAUUCAGUUAGUACAAAAUCAGAACUCCCAGAUCAGUAUACAGAGCUGAAGUCUACCAUAAAUACUGAGUUAAUCACACCUGUUAAGUCCAUGCCCACUAGCAUGUCUUCUAAAGCUUCUGAUUCAAAUGUGACUGAUGUGCCUUAUGUAGCAUUUGAUUCUACUGUCACUACUUUGUAUACCACUGCUGCUGAGUCUACCACCAGAAACGUGUCUUCGACAACUUUUAAUUUCACUGCCUUCGUUAUGACCACAAAAACUUCUGAAUAUACUACCACUGAUGUAUUAUAUUGCUGA
Penaeus monodon (black tiger shrimp) is the source of this 765-nucleotide messenger RNA. Its product is annotated as mucin-3B-like. NCBI's taxonomy places the organism in Eukaryota, Metazoa, Arthropoda, Malacostraca, Decapoda, Penaeidae. The transcript has 3 exons. The record is from RefSeq and is a predicted model, not a curated record. Bases 1 to 765 code for a protein of 254 amino acids.